AUGACUCUGUCCAUAUGUUACUUAGCUAGCUCCGAGUCACGCACGAGUUACCCAUGUCCACGUUUUGGUCUGCACAAACGAGCUCUGAAACAGCAACAAUUGCUAGUUGAGCCCAAGAUAGAGCUUAGAUCCGAUUUCAAAAACCCUAAUUCUCUCGACCCAGGUCCGAAUUCCGGUACCCGAUCGAAUCGCCGGAGCUCUAAUUCCGACGACGAUGAUGAGCGGAGAGACAAAAAGCACCGGCUUUUACACGGAUUAAACUCUCACGAAGACCGUCUUAACUCCGAUGCAUCGCCACGGAAAAUUCGUGGAUCUGACGAUACGGGACAAAAGGCUUCGAAAACGACACACAUUCUUCAAAAGUCGGAGUCUGGGCCCGUUACACCAUUGCCAGACAAAAAGUUGCUCUUGUUCAUUCUCGAUAGAGUUCAAAAGAAGGAUACUUAUGGUGUGUACUCUGACCCAGCUGAUCCAGAGGAGCUUCCUGAUUAUCAUGAGAUUAUCAAGAAUCCGAUGGAUUUCAGUACAUUGCGGAAGAAACUAGAAUCCGGUGCAUACGCUACUUUGGAACAAUUUGAGGCAAGUCUUGUGCUUGAAUCUUUCACUAUGCUUCUCACUGAAAACUACCACUUGGCUGAAGACGUGUUUUUAAUAUGUACGAACGCAAUGGAGUACAAUUCAGCAGAUACAGUAUAUCAUCGACAGGCACGAGCUAUGCUUGAGAUAGCUAAAAAGGAUUUUGGAAAUUUAAGACAAGAAAGUGAUGAAGAAGAGCCAGUGUCACUGUCACAACAACCGAAAGUUGUCAAAAGAGGCCGUCCUCCAGGCACGGGCCAUAAGAAACAGCCUGAGCCAUCAACUUUGAUUGACCGUACUACCUCUGAAAUUUCAGCUGAUGUAGCAGCAGCACACAUUCCUGGUGGAGAUAUAUCUAGAUUUUCCGGUGCUUACAAUCUAAGAAAAACGCCUCCUUCUUAUAGAUUCCGACAAGCAGAAACUUCGGUUAGAAUCAACUAUAGUAGCGAGAACCAAAGUGGCUUCUUGAUUGAUUGGGAGAAGGAGUUUCCACCUUCGGUUGUGAAGGCUGUCAAUAAAUACGGGAUGAAGAAUGUCGAUGAGAACAAACGAGAUACCUACAACGAGAUCUCUACUUCGUUGCGAGAAGCUUCAGUAUUUACAACACUUGAUGAUGAUUUAAAGCAGUUAACACCAGUUGGGUUGAAAACUGAAUAUGGUUACGCAAGGAGUCUAGCGCGAUAUGCAGCAAAUCUUGGUCCCGUUGCUUGGCGAUUCGCCGAUAAGAGGAUUGAAACUGUGUUACCAACUGGAACCGAAUUUGGUCCCGGAUGGGUUGGAGAGAAUCCAGAAGCUCCUCCUCUAAUAUCGGGGACGCAAAAGUGUUCGAAUGACUUGGCAUCCGAUGAUCAUCAUCAUUCAAACAGAAUCAUGUCUUUGACCACCUCUGUCUCAAGCUCUAUCAUAGGAAACAAACAUACUACUUCCCAUGAAAGCAAAGAGUCUGCACCAGCUGCUCGCUUGCUGAAUCAAGAAACCGAGAGAAAUGGUCUAGUCCGAGCUCUCAGCGGAUCAAACGAGAUGCAAGGCUUGUUGCCUAACAUAAAACAAGAAUUUAACCGGUUUCCACCUGAUCUCAACGCUAAGCUCAUCUCACCAAACUCACCAGUCUCUAACCUUCAGGCAGGUUCAUCGCAGCAUCCGGAUUUGGCAUUACAGCUCUAA
Arabis nemorensis is the source of this 1740-nucleotide messenger RNA. The record is from the annotation of a GenBank genome assembly. Lineage: Eukaryota; Viridiplantae; Streptophyta; Magnoliopsida; Brassicales; Brassicaceae.